This is a messenger RNA of Ictalurus furcatus (blue catfish), 6445 nucleotides long. Its product is annotated as copine-8. The transcript has 20 exons. Bases 144 to 1841 code for a protein of 565 amino acids. Gene Ontology annotation, molecular function: calcium-dependent phospholipid binding. The record is from RefSeq and is a predicted model, not a curated record. Gene Ontology annotation, cellular component: plasma membrane. Lineage: Eukaryota; Metazoa; Chordata; Actinopteri; Siluriformes; Ictaluridae. Gene Ontology annotation, biological process: cellular response to calcium ion.
ACAUCAGCUCUCGGGACGGACUCUCUCUCUCUCACACACACACACACACGCAUGCAUUCGGCGGCGUCAGAGCGCUUCGUGUUUUCACAGAAAGGGGUUGGACAGUAGUAUAUGCGUGUGUGUGAGUGUAUUUUCCUGCCACGAUGAGCAGCAGCAGCUUCGUGAACAUGGCGACGAUAGGAGACUUCGACCCGCUCAACGCCACCGUCCCCGCCACCAAAGUUGAAAUCACAGUCUCGUGCAGAAAUCUGCUCGACAGGGACACUUUCUCCAAAUCAGAUCCAAUCUGUGUGCUCUACACCCAAGGCAUCGGCAACAAGGAGUGGAGAGAGUUUGGGAGGACAGAAGUCAUAGAUAACACACUAAAUCCAGACUUUGUGCGCAAAUUCAUUCUGGACUACUUCUUUGAAGAGAGACAGAACCUUCGGUUUGAUCUGUACGAUGUGGACUCAAAGAGCACCAAUCUUUCCAAACAUGACUUCCUGGGACAGGCAUGCUGUACUCUGGGAGAAAUAGUGGGCUCCCUGGGAAGUCGGCAAGAGAAGCCUCUUGGGGGCAUUCCUGGAAAGAAAUGUGGCACCAUUAUUGUGAAGGCUGAGGAACUGAACAACUGCAGAGAAUCUGUAAUGAUGCAAUUUUGUGGCAACAAGCUGGACAAGAAGGAUUUCUUUGGCAAGUCUGACCCUUUCCUUGUGUUUUACCGCAGCAACGAGGAUGGAACAUUCACCAUUUGCCAUAAGACAGAGGUGGUGAAGAACACCCUGAACCCUGUAUGGCAGGCCUUCAAGAUCCCCGUCAGAGCCUUGUGCAAUGGAGACUAUGACAGAACAAUCAAGAUUGAAGUGUAUGACUGGGACAGAGAUGGAAGCCACGAUUUCAUUGGCGAGUUUAGCACAAGCUACAGAGAGUUGUCCAGAGGGCAGUCCCAGUUUAACGUAUAUGAGGUCAUUAAUCCAAAGAAAAAAGGCAAGAAGAAAAAAUACCUCAAUUCUGGAACGGUAACACUUCUGUCAUUCCUCGUGGAUAUUGAAGUCACCUUCCUAGACUACAUUAAGGGCGGGACUCAGAUUAAUUUCACCGUGGCAAUUGAUUUCACCGCCUCAAACGGCAACCCUGCACAGCCAACAUCCCUGCACUACAUGAGUCCAUACCAGCUGAAUGCAUACGGCAUGGCUCUCAAAGCAGUGGGAGAGAUCAUUCAGGACUACGACAGUGACAAGAUGUUCCCAGCAUUGGGCUUCGGUGCCAAGCUGCCCCCCGAUGGGCGUGUAUCCCACGAAUUCGCACUGAAUGGGAACCCACAGAACCCAUACUGUAAUGGAAUAGAUGGUGUAAUGGAGGCGUACUACCAGAGCCUGAAGUCUGUGCAGCUUUAUGGACCCACCAACUUCUCACCCGUCAUCAACCAUGUAGCAAGGUACGCUGCCUCUGUGAAGGAUGGUUCGCAGUAUUUCGUCCUCCUCAUCAUCACAGAUGGAGUGAUCUCUGACAUGGCCCAGACCAAAGAGUCCAUCGUCAAUGCUUCAUGUCUUCCCAUGUCAAUUAUCAUCGUUGGUGUUGGACCAGCAGAGUUUGAUGCGAUGAUUGAGUUGGAUGGGGAUGAAGUCAGGAUCUCAUCCAGGGGCAGAUAUGCAGAAAGGGACAUUGUGCAGUUUGUCCCGUUUCGGGAUUACAUUGACCGAACAGGGAACCACAUCCUCAGCAUGGCGCGGCUGGCAAAGGAUGUGUUGGCUGAGAUUCCGGACCAGUUCCUGUCCUACAUGAGGACCAGAGGCAUCAAACCAUUACCCGCUCCGCCUCCAUACACACCGCCAGGACAGCCCCUACAGACCCAGAUCUGACCCGCUCUCAUUCAUGUCUCUCUAUUUCUCUCUUAAUCUCCCAAUGAUGUGGAGGGGCACUUCUCCCCCUUCUCAAUCUGUCUCUCUCUUACGUUGCACUAUAGGCACUGGAAGGAUGAAGACACAGCGGCCAAACAGGGCCAGUGAGGCCUGAUUUACUUCCAUUACAAGCGUUCUUCUGUCAGGGUCUCUCUGUCUCUCUCUCUCUCUCUCCCUCGCUCUCUGUCAGAGCCUGGCUUAUCUCUUGUAGCCUCACUAAAAUGGACUGAGCUUGACCUUUGUUCGGGCUCGCUGUAGGACUGAAGAAGAAAAGAAGGGAUCAGUUGACAUCGUUUCUUGGAGCUGCAUGCUUUUCCAGGUGAAGGGCCGAGGUUCUGCUUCCUCUGGCCACAAAUCACACUCGACUGUUGUAAAUAACUUUGGAAACUGAUCAUUUCCUUUUACUUAUGUAUAUUCCUCUCUCUCUCUCUCUCUCUCUCUCUCUCUCUCUCUCUCUCUAAGCUCUCACUCAGUGUUUACAUGUUGAUGAUUUUCUUACUGUUGGAUACUUUUAUAUAAGCGUAAACUUUCAGUAUGAACUUUGGAAUACGACUUCUAUCUGCGUGUUGUCUUUUGCCACGCAUGUCAGGCACUUGUUGUCACAUUAAUCGCAUUGCAUGGCAUGGAGUAACAGCCAGCUCCACUUCGUGAUGCAUGAAGGCCAUGAUUGACCUCUUUCUGUUUUAGUUUCUCAUUCUUUCUUUCCCUCUUUCUCAAAUCAUCCUGGCACAAGCAUUGUGUGUGUGUGUGUGUGUGUGUGUGUGUGUGUGUAUGGAAAUUGUGUUCUGUUGUGUCAAAACUUUAGAAGCUGCUCUCAAAUAAGAUUUGAGACUAUGAGCCCAGUGGUCAAAAACACAGAUGCCAUUGUUUUUCUUCCAUUUCUGUCCUGUUCAUAUUUAUCAAAACAGUACAGGUGUUUUAUUGAUUUGUAAAUCAUAAGUGUUGUUUAAAAAAAAACCAGUGUUAUCCUUUAUCUUCAUUAGAGAUGCCCGAAGAUGUGGAUAAAAAGCACAGAUCACCAAUUUCACCUGAAUACCGUACAUGCAGGAUUUAAGUGUUCGUACUACAGUAUUUCUGCAGAGGGACAUUUAAGACACUGGUAAGGUUUUUUUCUCCCAGACACCAAGUUAUUAUUAAAGCAUAAUUAAAAAAAUAUAUAUAGCACAUUAGGGCAUUUAAUUCUAUGUUUUAGCCAGUGAAAUGUUCCUUCUGUGCUGCACAGCCUUAAACAACACUGGAUCUAAACAGAGUUCAAUAAAAGAUAUACGAAAUCCAAGAUGUUUUAGUAACCAGUCACACCUUAAUCUAGGAAAACAAAUUUAAAAUAAUACUUCCAAUGUGUCUGUAGUGUAUAUGAGAUUAUCACAGACAAGAAUUUCUUUAACGCUCCAUGUAAUGGAAGCCACUGAUAAAGACAGAUGAUGAAUUCCGUCAGUAAACAUCUAAAAUAUGUGACUAUAUAAACUAUUAGUGUUACACUCCAGCUUGAAAUAAGAACAUUUCUUUUCUAACGUAGUUAUGUAGCCAGAAACUGAAACAUAAACAUACAGUAAAAGUACAUGCUUAAUUUACACCUUUGACUUUCUGAAAUUGUUACAAAAAUAUCUUUCAUAUAAACUUUAUAUUUAUUUAAUUUUUUGGACUGCCCCAGCAACUGACCUUACACUUCCAUAAGUGCGUUUUAACUUAAUAAGGUUUUCCAUUCUUUUCACAGUGUAGGAACAUACUACAGACCCAGUAGAUAAAGAUUAAGUUAAGAGAGAUUCUGGAGUAUUUUUUUUUAAUGAAUAAGACCAGUAUUUGAAAUGACUGGAUAAUAAUCUGAACUCCCCUCUUUAGUAAUGUAUUCAUCUUAUUAAUAUUAGUUGGCAGUUUUUAUAAGGUACACCCACCAUAUACUGUACGGUCAGCUCCAGAAAUACUGAAUCUUUCAUCUAAGUAAAUAUAUUCUAAGAAAAUGUUAAAAACCUUAGCAAAAUUAUACAUAUUUUUUAAAUAUUUUCUUGGCACCCCUAAAAAUUCAUAUAUACAAACUGUAACCAAAAAAAAAAAAUCUUUCUAUUUAUUUAACUUUUUUUUAUUCAGCUGAGUGUUUAGGAACUCUCGAGCAGUCAUCCAUGACUUCCUGCUUCAUUGGGGUGUGAUUGUAGGUAUACAAUUACUGACUGUAGCCCUAUCUGUCAGCCCUUCUCUACCCUGUCUAUCAAUGGAAAGGGAGCACUACUGACCAGAUAUUGGACAGAUAGACCUGUUAGUAAUUGUACACCUAUAAAGUGCAUCAAUAUGGUAGAUGUACCUAAUAAAACGUUCAAUGAGUGUAGAUACAAGUUAGGUGUAUCUAAUUAACUGGAAACUGUGUAUUUCUAAACUAUAUUAAUCAAGUCUGUGAAUCCGUGUAUUAUCUCCCUGCGUCAGGCUCUGACUGGAUUUCUGCUUUACAUGAGCCUUGAUUUCAAUAAAAAAAUCGAAUUUUUCAGUUCUUGUCAGUUCAAACAAAUGUAGUUUUGAAGGGUUAUUAUGUUUCAAGUAGCAUUAAGGCAUUAUAAUGAAUUGCCUUUAAGCAUUGAAUGAUAAUUAGUGACCAAUAUUUGUCUUUUUUUUAAGUCAUGUCUCAGGCUCAGGUUUUUUGUUUUAUUUUUGUUUUGUUUUGUUUUUUUUACAGAAAAAAAAGAAGAAAGCCAGACAGAGUUCAGGCCCCUUAGCUAGUCAUGAAAUAAUGUGAACGACACAAUAUGUAGCAAAUGGAAUUUCAAGACAAAAAUGAACGCCUCACCAAAUUUAGCUGGGUUUUUUUCCCCUGUUCUGUAGUCACAGACUAGCAUAGCUAGUGUAGCUGAGUGUUUUGGGUGACAGCCGCAUGUCCUCUGGUUCUAUUAUGUAGCUCGCUGUCUCUGUGAGUGGGAGCGUGGAUCGCGAGUUACUUUCUCACUUAAUUAGUAUUGUGUAGUAUUGUGUUAGUAAUAAGAAUUUAAUGGCGGAUCUGCCAUUAAUUGCAAUCAGGAAUUUAUACGGUGAAGAACUGAUUUACAGUCUUACACAGAGCUUUUUUUAAAAGCUUCAUAAAUACAAAUCUUAUAUAAACUACAGGCCAUUAGAGUUCAGAGGAGUGUUGUAUGUAUGUAUAUGUGUGUAUGUGUGUGUGUGUGUGUGUGCGUGCAUGUUGCAAACACUAACACCAGGAGUACCAGCUGAGAUUUUUCUGUGCUCCUCAGUCCAACUAUGGUUCGCAACGCCGCAGCUUCGCCAAGCUCAACCACAUUACUGUGUGUGUGUGUGUGUGUGUGGUGCAUGAGUGGUGGUGGUGAUGGAUUAAUCUGACAGGAUUCAUCAGAGGUGUGAUUUCAUUCACAUGAACUCUUGUUUACUGAAAAUAUCCAAAUAUAUUGUAUGCUUGUCAUAUCUUAUUAUAUAAUGUGCACUAUGUUUGCAUGUACAGUUUUAAAUGAGAUGAACUAGUUUUUUUUUGUUAUUAAUAGAGUGUUUUUUGGGGAAAACUGUUUUAAAAUUGUCAUAAUAUCUGUACAAAAUGGCCUUAAUCUCUCACUGAAUUCUUGGAAUCGUGCAAUGCCUUCAGAUAUGAAUUGUUCUAUAUUUUGUGUCGGUGUAGAAUUGCUUUCUAGUGUAUAUUCUCUUUGCACAGAUUCAUGUAUGGGGAAAAAAACAUAUUGUACUUUUUGCUAAUCAGUUAUUAAUCAGAGAAAGCAUGAUUGCAGUACUGAAUGUCUGGUAAAUCCAUAUGAUUAAAUAACUAUUUCUGUAUCAAAGUAUCGAUUUUGGAAUAAACAUUCUUACUAAACACAGUGCAAUUAAAGGCUCCUGUUCUGUUUUGUGCACCCUCCACUCUUCAAGGUACAAGCCAUUUAAAUUGAACCUCAGAUGUACAACAGUGUACCAAAAGUACCAAAUCGGGACAUGUGGGUGGAGCUAGAAAGAGUGCAGAGCACUGAAAGGCAAAACCUGACUGUAAAGAAAUCAUCACUAGCCGUCAGCCAUGUCAGAUGAUCAUUAUUAUAAUUAAGCAUUAUGCUUUUGUCUCAAAUAUAAUGCUCCACAAUUUGUUACUUUGUGUAGUGGCAUACUAUUUCAAACAGACUGAUUUAGGAUGUGACCUAGCUAGUUAGAAUCACAUUUCUUCCACUGCAUAUGGCACAGCAACUUUCUGUAAUAGUGUCUGAUAAUAUUCUCAUUGAGUGCAACAGAAAACCUGGCGUUCCAAACCAUUCGUCCAUCAACCGAUCAGGAAGUUAUUUGUCAUAUCUUCAAUAUCAAUAUUGUCAUAUUUCACACUGUUAGCUAACUUGCUCAUAUCUGGCCAAGUAGGGUGAAGUAAUGGAAGGUUAGAUUCGAAGAAGCAGGGCUUUGUGAACAUGACCGUGGAGUUGAGAUAGGUCAAGGAGUUAACAUAUCAUUUCAACAUUUUUCUAAUUCACCUUGAGAGCAAAUUCUACCCAAAACACUUGGGAAAUUGUCAUCCCACUACCUCCACAGAUACUCUUGUGUAAUGAGAAAUAAACAAUGUUUUGGAUUGAGAUUAGUGGCAAGCAUUUUGUCGAUCUGAUCUACAG